AUGGUCGCCCGUGGCGUCGACCGCCUGUCCGAGCUCCCUGACGACCUCCUCCGUCGCGUCCUCCACUACGCCCCGCUCAGGGAGGCCGCCUCCACGACGGCGCUCUCGCGGCGAUGGCGCGCGCCGCUCUGGCGCUGCUCGGGCGCCCUAAACCUCGAGACGGGCAAGCUCCGCACCUGCUACGACAACCCGCGCUUCUUCACCCAGCGCGACUGCUUCGUCGCCGCGGCCGAGGCGGCGCUCGACGCCGCCGACGUCCCCGUCAGGAGGCUCACCCUGCGGCUCGACUCCGAUCUCCACCAACGGAUGGGCGAUAUCGAUAACUGGUACCGCGACAGAGCGCACGACAAGGUCGUGUCGCGCUACACGGGCCUGGUCGACGUCGCGCUCUCCCACGGUGCGGCGCGCCGCGGCGUCGAGGAGCUCCGGAUCGUCGCCAAUCCUAAGAGCGACUACCUCUACACUCGGGAUCACACGGGCCUCUUCACUGUCACCCUCGACUCCCUGCAGCUGGAGACCAUCCGGGUCUUGGACCUCACCCACUGCAAGGGACUACUGGGCACCCACCUCGCUCUACCACGGCUCUCCUCUCUACGCCUGAGCCAUUGCUCCCAGCACCUACGUUCCCUCCAACAAGCCAUCGACGCCGCGCCAGCGCUCGCUGCCAUCCGCCUCGAGACCGUCCUCAUCGACGCAACGGACAAAGAAGCCAAGCAUGGCACAACCCGCCACCUCCGAUGCCCCGCCGCCACCCUGCUCGUGCUGGACAGUUGCAAGUGGGAGGAGGAGAGCCAGAGCUGCAACCGCUUUGUCUACAACUACGAAACUACCGUCCCCGUCCAAGCUGUUGAGAUCCACGCGCCGAGGCUGCGCCGCUUCAGGUACAAGGGGCAACUCCGCUCGUUCUCAUUCAGUGCACAGCCGCCAGAGUUGGAACAAGUGGAUCUGGAUUUUUCCGGGCGUGGCAACAAUGGGAACAGCAAGGAUCCAGAACGUGAUUUAGCAACCUUCUGGCGAUUUGCUCGGAGCUUCACUAGCACCAAGGAGUUGAGGUUGAGGGUGAACCACCUCGAGGAUAUUGCCGUCCUCAGCGAGGCAAGGCGGGCUGAGCUCCUGCCGGCAUUCCGCCGCCUCGAGCAUCUCGAGGUUCAAGGAGUGGAUUCAACGAAAGGCAAGGCUGCAGCAAUGGCAAUCUUGAACAUGCUCCGAUGUUGUCCCAUGCUCGCUGCCCUCAGGAUCAACCUGACCGCGGAGAAAAAAGCAGACUCCUCAAAUAAAAAAGGGGUACCCGACACAAGAACUCCUCAAAAGGAAAUUCAGAUCGCUGCCUUGGCUCAGUGCCACUUGUUCCAAUGCUUGCAGAGCUCUCUCGUGAGAGUGGCCUUGCAAUUUCAGCUAGAGAAAUCGAACUGUCUUGGUGUCAAGCUGAUAAAGUUCUUCGCUGAGAAUUCAAUAGUUCUUGAAGAAAUGUAUAUUGAUGGUGGAGAUGAAAAUUUGUGCAAGCACAUGAAUCCAAAGACUGAAAAGUGGAACUCAAAAAGGAGAAAAUCAGGGGCAACAAGUUUUGUGGUCCUACCUCUUGAGAGGUGA
Molecule: messenger RNA, 1590 nt
Organism: Lolium perenne
Lineage: Eukaryota; Viridiplantae; Streptophyta; Magnoliopsida; Poales; Poaceae
Product: F-box/FBD/LRR-repeat protein At2g26030-like
Molecular function (GO): protein binding
Source: RefSeq, a predicted model, not a curated record